Molecule: messenger RNA, 1920 nt
Organism: Aureobasidium subglaciale EXF-2481
Lineage: Eukaryota; Fungi; Ascomycota; Dothideomycetes; Dothideales; Saccotheciaceae
Exons: 2
Coding region: 1-1920 (639 amino acids)
Cellular component (GO): endomembrane system; membrane
Source: RefSeq, a predicted model, not a curated record
AUGUCUGCAGUACAGCAGCAGCCCGCUCAGGGCACCGAUUGGGUGAAAACCGCAAAGUCGGUCGCCCAGACAGUUGGCAUGUUCAUGUUCGUCAACUUUGCCAUCAAGCAAGUCACCGGAGGAGUUUCGCAGCAAAAGAAGCUCGACAACGCCCCGAUCCCCAGUGUGGCCACUGGCACCGGCCAGCAGGCUACCGGCUCGUCUUACAGUGCCAUCCCCAACAUGAUCAUGCCUCUUUGGCAGCAGAACACCUCUAUGGACGUCAACGUCUAUGUCUCGCCCUCCUUCGCCAUGCCAGCCCUUAGCCAAAUGCCCGCCGAGUCUCUGGUCCUUCAGGAGCGCAACUACCAUUACGGAGACUGGUCCGACAAGCGUCAGGUUCAUACUACCAUUGACAUUCCUCAGUCGGUACAAGAGAAUGGAACCCUUUGGGCACACAUCUACAUCUCCCAGUCAGGCAGCGUCAUGGAUCCCACCUUGCCUGGCUAUGACUCCUUCAAGGCUUACCGCGUUACUCGACCUCUGACAAACUACCUGGCCAAGAAGAAGGUCCACAAGACUCGCAACCUGCUCGACUCUUCCGAGGCCGAUGAGGCUGUGGAGGAGGAGUCCGCGGGUCCCACCGUCUCCAACUACUACCACCCCAAUAUUACGCUAUCCAUCAUUCCCAACCUCGGAACACCCGUCUACCCCCAGAUGCACCCUGCUAUGCGCCAAUUUGUCUCUCUGGAAACGACUGGUGCUCGCGAUGAGUCUGGCCAAAACGCUUGGUACUAUCCUGUUCUCUACCUGAACACCUUCUGGCAGCUUCGUUCCCAGAUGACCGAGCUCAACUCGACUGUCACCAAGAUGCCUCUCAAUCUCGAUCUGCAGACCGACCCCAACUGGAAAUUCAGCGUCAUGGCAUCCAUGGAUGAAGGUAUGAAGGAGAAUGCCAGAAAAAUUGCUCGUGGAGAGACUACCCCCGGCGGCGGUGAUGGUAGUGAGCUCGAGAUGAUCAAGGAAGUUCUUCUUGACACAAACAUGUACCUUCUUGGUAUCACUGGAUUCGUCAGUAUCUUGCACAUGAUCUUUGAAAUGCUGGCCUUCAAGAACGAUGUCAGCCAUUGGCGCAAGAAGAAGGACAACAUCGGAACUUCCGUCCGCACCAUUCUCGCCAACGUUUUCAUGCAGAGUGUCAUUUUCUUGUAUUUGAUGGACAACAAUGAGAACACUUCCUGGAUGAUCCUUUUCGGACAAGGUAUGGGCAUUGCCAUCGAGGCCUGGAAGGUGACCAAGGCUGUCGAUGUACGUGUGCGUGCUGCUCCUGAGGGCUCUUUGAUCCCCUACCGCGUUGUCUUCGAGGACAAGCACAAGCUUUCCGACGUUGAGAAGAAGACGCAAGAAUACGAUGAGAUCGCUUUCCGCUACCUCUACAUGGUUGCAGUACCGCUUCUUCUGGCCUACGCUGGAUACUCGCUCGUCUACGAUACUCACAAGAGCUGGUACAGUUUCGUCAUUGCCACCUUGGUUGGCUCUGUCUAUGCUUACGGAUUUCUCAUGAUGGUCCCCAGCUUGUACAUCAACUACCGCUUGAAGAGUGUUGCACACAUGCCUGCAAAGGCCAUGACCUACAAGUUCCUCAAUACCUUCAUUGAUGAUCUGUUCGCUUUCACCAUCAAGAUGCCUACACUCCAUCGUCUUGCGACAUUGCGCGAUGAUGUUAUUUUCUUCGUAUACUUGUAUCAGGCCUGGGCCUACAAGGUCGACCACACUCGUGUUAACGAGUUCGGACAGGGUGGCGACGAUGAAGAAGUUGAGGAGAAGAAGGCCAACCAGCCUCUAAAGUCUGCACCCGGAGAGGAUGCUGCUCCCGUCAAAACCGAGGCUUCCACCUCUGGUGCUCAGAGCAAAGCUGGUGCUUCUAGAAAGAGAAAGUAA